CCCUCCCAAAAAUCUAUCAGGCUCUCCUUUAAUUCUGCAAGCACUUCUUUCUCUCUCUCUCUCUCUCUCUCUCUCUCUCUCUCUUUCUUUCUGAAAGCUCGUCAAAGAAGAAUCAAGAACUGAAAUCUUCAGAUUCUAACUCAAAAGAUCGAAAGUAAAUCUGAAGAGGGGGUAGUUCUUGCUGAUUUGGGUAAUAAAUAUCUCACAUGCAAUGUGGGUUGAUAUUUUUUCUGUUGUGAUAUAGUUGAAAGAGUAAAUGGAGGAAGUAAUAAACAGAGGGGAUUUGCAUGUAAAAGUUGUUAGGCAAUCAUCAUUAAGGCCAGGAGGCAACAUGAAGUCCACAUUGUCAGGGAGAUCAACUCCUAAUAACUCUCCAACGUUUCGGAGAUUGCAUUCCAGCCGAACUCCACGAAGAGAGGGUAGAAGUGUUGGAGGCAGUGUGCAGUGGUUUCGAAGCAAUCGAUUAGUGUACUGGUUACUUCUGAUUACUCUGUGGGCUUACCUUGGGUUUUAUGUACAAUCAAGGUGGGCUCAUGGUGAUAACAAGGAGGAAUUUCUGGGGUUUGGAGGUAAAACUAGGAGUGGAAUUCCAGACACUGAACAGAAUACGCGACAAGAUUUGCUUGCCAAUGAUAGUUCUAUGGCCGUAAAUAAUGGGACUAACAAGAUUCAGAUAGAAGAGCAUAGAAGGAUAGGUGUUGUUUUGGCCAAGAGUGGGAACAAAGUUUCUUCUAAGCAUAAUAAAGUUUCUUCUUCAAGGAAGAGGAGUAAGAGGGCAGGGCGCAGGUUGCGCAGUAAAGCACGUCGCAAACAAAAGACAACAAUAGAGGCUGGAAGCAAUGAUGUAGAGGUACAGGAACCAGACAUCCCCCAGAAGAAUACUUCUUAUGGUUUUCUUGUUGGCCCAUUUGGGUCAUCAGAGGAUAGAGUUUUGGAAUGGAGUCCUGAGAAGCGAACAGGAACCUGUGACAGGAAAGGGAAUUUUGCACGUCUUGUAUGGUCUAGGAAAUUUGUAUUGAUAUUCCAUGAGCUCUCAAUGACUGGGGCUCCACUUUCAAUGAUGGAGUUGGCAACAGAGUUUCUGAGCUGUGGAGCCACAGUUUCUGCUGUAGUUCUUAGCAAAAAGGGUGGUUUGAUGCCAGAGCUUGCCAGGAGAGGGAUCAAAGUGCUUGAGGAUAGAGCUGACCUUAGCUUCAAAACUGCCAUGAAGGCAGAUCUUGUGAUUGCAGGAUCUGCAGUCUGUGCAUCAUGGAUAGAUCAAUAUAUUGCUCAUUUCCCAGCUGGCGGAAGUCAAAUUGCUUGGUGGAUUAUGGAAAAUCGACGAGAGUACUUUGAUCGGUCAAAAAUUGUCCUUGACCGAGUGAAGAUGCUGGUUUUUCUUUCUGAAUCUCAGACCAAACAAUGGCUAUCUUGGUGUGAGGAAGAAAAGGUUAAGUUGAGAUCUCCACCUGCAAUUGUUCAACUUUCUAUUAAUGAUGAACUAGCUUUUGUAGCUGGUAUUCCAUGUUCACUAAAUACUCCAUCUUCUAGCCCUGAGAAGAUGCUGGAGAAGGGGAGGUUGCUACGAGAUUCUGUUAGAAAAGAGAUGGGAUUGACAGAUAAUGAUGUGCUUGUAAUGUCUCUCAGCAGUAUAAACGCUGGGAAGGGUCAACUCUUACUACUUGAAUCAGCGCAGCUGUUGAUUGAGAAAGAACCAUUGCAAAAAAUAAGAACUGCAGUGGUUAUGGAUGGUGACCGAUCCACCUUAGCUGCGAAACAUCACAUAAGAGCCUUGUUACAGGAGUCAAGAGAUACUGAUAAAUUUUCAGAUAGCCAGUCCAGCAAGUCCUCUAUCUCAUCAAAUGAACCUAAUAAGAAAGGGUCACAGCUAUCCCGUCUCUUGAACAGAAGGCGGAAAAGAAGGAAAGUUUUGUCUAAUCUUGAAGGAGCACAAGAACAGCAUCUUAAAGUUCUUAUUGGUUCUGUUGGUUCUAAGAGUAAUAAGGUGCUUUAUGUUAAAGAAAUGUUGAGAUAUGUGUCUGAGCAUUCAAACUUGUCGAAGUCAGUGAUUUGGACUCCAGCAACUACACGUGUUGCUUCACUUUACUCUGCAGCAGAUAUUUAUGUUAUAAAUUCUCAGGGGCUCGGAGAAACCUUUGGGAGAGUGACAAUUGAAGCAAUGGCAUUUGGUCUUCCGGUGCUUGGAACAGAUGCUGGAGGCACAAAAGAAAUCGUUGAGCACAAUGUAACAGGACUUCUUCACCCAGUUGGGCGUCCAGGAACUCAUAUCCUUGCACAAAACCUCCAAUAUUUGCUAAAAAAUCCAUUUUUAAGACAGCAAAUGGGGAUGAAGGGAAGGAAAAAGGUAGAGAGAAUGUAUUUGAAGCGGCACUUGUACAAGAAAUUUGUAGAGGUUCUCUACAAGUGCAUGAGAGUCAAAUAACAACUACAUGGACUCAUUCUUUAAUUGGUUUCAAUUUGAAGGAAGCUGUGAGUAUGAAUACAAAAUUGUAUUCUCAAGAAACGCAUUGUUUCUCUAUUGAUUAGAAGCUGUAGCCAUUUUACUUUGAAUUUGGAGCACUGAAGUUUAUUUGGUGUACAUAUUAUUCUUGCUUGUAUUCCAUCAAAAUGAACCGCAUGAAAUAGAUGUGUGGUGUUUUCGAGUGCUAA
Molecule: messenger RNA, 2649 nt
Organism: Hevea brasiliensis (rubber tree)
Lineage: Eukaryota; Viridiplantae; Streptophyta; Magnoliopsida; Malpighiales; Euphorbiaceae
Exons: 5
Coding region: 257-2422 (721 amino acids)
Molecular function (GO): glycosyltransferase activity
Source: RefSeq, a predicted model, not a curated record